AGGCCACGGUCCACGGGUGCUGCGACUGAGCGUCCGCAGUCGCGAUCUUGCGUUCUUUCGCAACGGCGCGUGUUUCGAAAUUAAAAAAAAUAACGUUAGGACGCGUUCAAAAUAUGACGUUCUGAGUGUUGUGUUUUUUUUUCGUGAAAUAGGUCAGUUUAGAGUUUUAAGUUUAUGGUUAUUGUGAGUGUAAGCAAAACCAAAGAUGUCCGAGUCGUCGACUCGGUGUGCGGACGACUCCGAUUCGGGCCCUCGGGACUCGCUCAAUAGUCUUCUUCAAAACUCCGAAGCCGGCAAAAGUGAGUGCUCAGCACAGUGCGAGCCAGAGAAGCGGAGAGCGUACUGCUGCAAUUCCGUAGCGCAGUGUGUUUGGGGAGUCCUGCUACUGAUCAUGUCAAUAGGAGGUCUCCUGUACACGCCCCUAGACCUGAUGCUGUGGGAGAAGCUUAACAUGAGGCCAGGGUUCCCCCCCUACGAAUGGUGGGCAGAUCCCCCGGACGAAGUUAAACUGCGGGCAUACGUAUUCAAUGUGACAAACCACGACCGAUACAUGCGGGGGCUGGAUGACAAACUCAAUGUACAAGAGCUGGGGCCUGUCGUUUACUUAGAGAAACUUCUUCACUCAAACAUUCACUUCAAUGAGAAUAACACGCUAACCUACACAGCGAAGCGAUUCGCCAUCUUCUUGCCCGAUGAGAACGAUAUAGAUUUAAACGCUACUAUCUUCGUACCCAACCUAGCGCUACUGGGCAUAUCCUCCUACCUCUCGACGGCGCCGUACAUUGCGAAGCUACUCUUCCGCGGCAUCGCGUACCAGAGCGACUUCUUCUUAAAGAAGACCAUCUAUGAGUACCUGUGGGAGUACAGGGAACCCAUCCUGGACACUUCGAAGAGUAUAGCGCCGGGGCUGGUGCCAGUUAAUAAUAUGGGGAUGCUGGCCAGGAUCUAUGCAGAUUUUACAGACGAGGUAACAGUAAAGAUAGGCCCUCAGUGGGGCCAUGGACACUUCUUCCAAAUCGACCGGUUCCAUGGCGAGCCGCAGUUGCCUGGUUACGACCCUCAAGAAUGUCCCGACCGCAUCUUCGGCUCAACAGAGGGCGUGAUGUACCAACAACACAUCACCAAGAAAGACAUACUUCUCUACUGGAGGAAGACCGUCUGCAAACUUAUGCCUCUAUAUUUUGACAGUGAACUGACCGUAGACAACGUAUCUGUAUACCGCUUCAACCUGUCAGAGAGCGUGUUCGAGCGGACCAAUGGUACUGACUGCUACAAUACAGAACCACCGCUGCCACCCGGGCUGAGUGACGCCAGCAAAUGCUACUACAAUUUCCCGAUGGUGGUGUCCUUUCCCCAUUUCUACACCGGCGGCCUACCGAAGGACCAUUACGUCACGGGCCUGCAGCCAGACAGAUACAAGCAUAAUUCUUACGCCGUUGUUGAGCCUUUAACCGGCACUCCAUUCCGCUCCGUAGCUCGCAUGCAGAGUAAUCUACACUUGAAAGACCUUUCUGGUUUUUCUGAGGGCUAUAACAAGUUCUCCAACCUGAUAAUACCUCUGUUCUGGGCCGAAUAUAAUCAAGAAGGCUUACCAAAGAGAAUUCAGGGCACGAUUUUUUUUAUGACAGUUAUUCUACCUCCUUUAACAACUGUAGUUUUAACAGCAACUUUAUUAUUAGCAUGUUUUAUUAUAUUUAGACAAAUUUACAUUCACAACUUUAAGAAUGAUAGUUUGAACUCUGUAUUACAACUUCAAUACAACCAAAAUAAGGUUAUAGCUAGUACAAAAUGGUUUGCCAAUGAAAAAGAAGUUUUCCUGAAGUCUUCUAGCUGAGUAAAACCUCUUUUACAUGGUCCAUGGUUUAUUGAUUAAAAUAAUACAUUUGUUUGAUGUAAACGUGUCAUUAGUGUUAACACAAAUAAAAAUCAACGAGUAAAGACUGAAAACCAUACUCGCAUUUACAAUAUUAUAGCAUGAAUUAUGCGCUGUUGUUAUUAUAUGCUAUGAACAUAAAUUCUUCAUUAAGUAUAUAUAUUUUUAUAACUAGGUAUCUAUUCUAUGACAGGAAUAUUUUUUUGGAAUACCUAAUACUUAUACACAAUUUUUUAAAGUUUAUAUAUCCAGGGCUAGUGUUACGCUGUGAUUGUUCCUAAGAUAAGUAAAUAAUUUGCUCACUUCUAGUUUUAAGGUGUAAAUAAAUGAAUAAAAGUGAACCUCAUUUUUUUUUUAUUUUCCCCUAAAUUGUAGCAAUACUCCAAUAUACUGGUAUCAUUAUUGCGUUCUGUUUCUAAACUGCAUUGAAGCAGUCAAAUAUCAGAUACUCUUACUAAAAUAAAACUAAAAACGAGGGCACAUACAGC
Cydia splendana is the source of this 2361-nucleotide messenger RNA. RefSeq names its product scavenger receptor class B member 1-like. Lineage: Eukaryota; Metazoa; Arthropoda; Insecta; Lepidoptera; Tortricidae. Gene Ontology annotation, cellular component: cytoplasm; membrane. Bases 206 to 1834 code for a protein of 542 amino acids. Gene Ontology annotation, molecular function: scavenger receptor activity. The transcript is spliced from 13 exons. The record is from RefSeq and is a predicted model, not a curated record.